AUGCCCGGUUAUGGUUAUAUGAGGGUGACCCCCUCCUGCCGUCUGCACUGCUGGACCGGCAAUGUCUGGUUACUUUAUUAUACGGCUAACCACUACGGCAUUACUGUACCUAGAGUGUCCGAUUAUGUUCAGACUGAGGAUGACCCCCUCCCCUGCUGGCCCAUACUGCAUGGUAUGCUUGUGCUUGUUGG
Molecule: messenger RNA, 191 nt
Organism: Pelobates cultripes (western spadefoot toad)
Lineage: Eukaryota; Metazoa; Chordata; Amphibia; Anura; Pelobatidae
Source: the annotation of a GenBank genome assembly